AUGGAUGUAAGUUAUGACCUCAGGUGGGAUGCUGAACCUGAGCCAGGCGGUGUUGACUUAGAGGCCGGUUAUGACCUAGGGUGGGAUUAUGCACCCGAUGGUGGUGAUUAUGACCUUGGGUGGGGUUUUGCACCCGAUGGUAAUGAUGUAUCUUCAGGUGAGGUGCUCCAAGAGUCUGUAGGAGUUGACCUCAGAUGGGAAGCACCCACUGUGGAUGCCUUGGAUUCAAGAUGUGCGAUGAUGGCAUUGUCAUCUAUCGACAUCGACGAGGUUUAUGACCUCGGGUGGAAUGACACUGCUACUGUGGAUCGCGUGGAAGAUCAGCAGGUGCAAUCUGAUUUGAUUCCACUGAGCUCCAGCUCCAACUUUGUGGGAGAUGAGGAUUCAAAUGCCUCUGCAGGUGUGAUGAGUUCUAAUGCCCAGCUGGGACCAUCAAAUCAUACGCCCAAUGUCCUUCAUCAAGCAGAAGCCGCCAUGGCUCAUGCCCUCCGGAGGUUGAAUGCUGUGGGUCACACCAACGAUGAUGAACAAAUGCAUUGCAUUAUGCAAACCGCAGUUGACAGCCUCGGAAGAUCUUAUGCUCCCUCGAAGGUGAGGAGAGCAAAUUCAUGGUUGUUCGGCGCAUACAGCGAGGCGAGGAAUCAGGUGACCGAGGUGGGAGAAGACAUUCUCUCAAUCACCUGA
Molecule: messenger RNA, 684 nt
Organism: Suillus fuscotomentosus
Lineage: Eukaryota; Fungi; Basidiomycota; Agaricomycetes; Boletales; Suillaceae
Exons: 3
Coding region: 1-684 (227 amino acids)
Source: RefSeq, a predicted model, not a curated record